Prorocentrum cordatum is the source of this 962-nucleotide messenger RNA. The record is from the annotation of a GenBank genome assembly. NCBI's taxonomy places the organism in Eukaryota, Dinophyceae, Prorocentrales, Prorocentraceae.
GGCUGCCAGCAUCGACGCCGCAGCGGCAUGUCGCCGUGGAGUGGCCGCGCCAACUCGCGGUGCCAGGCUCUGCCAGCGCCAGGCCAUGCCCUGGCUCACGCCCUGUGAAGCAGCGCUACUCGUGCAGCGUGGUCUCCCGCGCUUGGUUCGCAGAGCUCAGCCCCGCCCACGCGAUGGCGGGCGAGCAGCAGCUCCAAACUCUCAAGACAGUUCGGCGCGCGAGGCACGUCGACUGGAACACGUCGAAGCCCUCGCAGGGGAACAUCGGUAAACGCGAGCAGGAGAGCAUCUGCCUGGUCUGUUCAGAGCACGGCGACCCGAUCAGGCCUUUCGAGUUUGAGGCGACUCGGAACCAGCACUCGAAGGACAGGAGCUUGCCAUACACAGCGACGGCGAUGUUCAAGGACCCGCCGCAGGACAUGGAUGCGGAGGCAUGGCGGAUUUCACGUGCAGCUGUAACAGGUAAGGAGCUGUUGCCAGAGGUCGCGCACCAGCGCGCGAUGGACAGCUGGGCGCGGCUCGGCGGCGCGCCGGGCUCUGCCGGCGCAUCUGCCUCGCAGGGCGCGUUGGCUGACGCGGUGGCCGCGCGGGGUGCCCAGGCCGCGCCGCAGGGGCCUGGGGAAGAGGGCGCGGGCGCGUGCGGCCCUGCCGGCAAGCCGGCGGCACUUCGGGCGGCUGCUCCAGGCUUUGCCAGCCCAGCCCGGGGCGCAAGGACAGCGCCGCCGCCGCGUCCGCUGCAUCCGUGGAGGGUCGCGCCGCCGCCGGUUUCGCAGUCUAUGAGCUGUGCCCGCGACGGGGGUGGCGGCGCCGUCGGCCCCGUCGGCUCCGUCGGCUGCGGCUUCGGCUCCGUCGGCUCCGGGGGCGCCGACGCGGAGUCGGUCUCGAAGAAGACUGAGAUCAGGGAGCCGGCGGCGGAGGCCGCGCGGGGCGCGCUCGCCCCGCCGCGAGGGCCUGCAGAAGAG